AUGGGACGAUCCUUGCCAGCUAGUAAUCCGAGCCAGGUCAAGGGUUUGAGGACCUCUCCCAGCAAGAAAACGAGUCCGCGAGGGUUUUCCCUCAAUAAACCGCCACUGAUUCACCUUGGGGGAGGAAGAAUUAAACGACAAGGCAAACAUGGUAUAGAGGAAGAACGUAAUAUACAGGGUGUUGAAGUUAGUAAGGAUCGUGGUUUCCUUGGCGAUCUUAUUUCCAUUACACCAGAGCUGAAUGAAGACUCUUCUGGCAUUCUCGCCCAUACUCGGCGAUGUCGCCUCAUCCUAGAAACAGAUUAUGAUGAUGAUGCCGUGGAGAUCGAUAAGGUUCCUAAGGCUACUGAUAUGGGGCCUGCUAGGAAGAACCCCUCCAAAAGGGAAAGAAGCGGGCUGGGUCGAACAGUCGUCCAUCAGGGGACUUGGAAGACGGUCGUGGAGACGGCCCAACUGCACGGAGCGAGCCCAUUAAUGGAAACACUUCGGCCCACUAGGUGCAGGAUCCAUCCCGUCCUGAGCAACACUUGGCCCAGCCCGAUAAAAGGGGGAAGUUGCGGAAAGCCCAUGGCACUGUGGGGAGGGGCGGUAAGCUGA
Messenger RNA from Linum trigynum, 597 nucleotides. The record is from the annotation of a GenBank genome assembly. NCBI's taxonomy places the organism in Eukaryota, Viridiplantae, Streptophyta, Magnoliopsida, Malpighiales, Linaceae.